UCGAUCACAAUCAUUUGGCUCGAUCAAUGCUAAAGCAGCUUCGAUUUGUUAUUCAAUUUCGAUCAUACACUGAUAGACACAAAAAUAUUGGAUAUGGUUUUCAUACUUGAUCCUUCUGGUAUUAUCUGCCUGAUUGCUACCUAUGGCGCCGUUAUCUACGCAGAUUAUGUGGUCAUUCGAUGGAUAAUAAUAGUAGCAAUGCCACUGAGUAUCUGGGCGCCCUUUCAUGUUGUGGUCUUCCAUGCGAUUGUCCUCCUGGUAUUCAUGUCACAUUCGAAAGCAGUCUUCACAGAUCCGGGCAUUGUACCGCUGCUAUCCAAUCGCCCGGAUUUCUCCGAUUUAGAGCCUGGUAUGAGCCAUCACAGCGAAUGGACUGUGUGCUCACGCUGCGAGAUGUAUAGGCCACCACGAGUCCAUCAUUGUACCACAUGCCAGCGCUGCAUACGUCGCAUGGAUCAUCACUGUCCAUGGAUUAAUAACUGUGUGGGCGAAAACAAUCAAAAGUACUUUCUGCAAUUUCUCUUCUAUGCGGCUAUGCUCUCCUUCUACUCCGUAGCGCUAGUACUCGGCUCUUGGGUAUCGCCGAGUACGGAAUGCAAUCAGAUUGUGAAGGAGACACAAUGGAUGCAUACCCUGAUAUUAAUGUUGGAAUCGGCGUUCUUUGGGCUGUUAGCGAGCUUUAUUUUGAUGGAUCAACUGUACGCCAUAUUGCACGACGAGACUACGGUGGAGGCGAUACAGCACAAGGGCCCAUAUAGGCCACAUCUAAGUAAAUAUCAGCUAUUGACAGAAGUGUUUGGCCCCGAGCAUCCGAUGUUGUGGCUACUGCCCUGCUCUAAGCUAAAUCACUCAGAAGAUGUUUGA
Drosophila navojoa is the source of this 864-nucleotide messenger RNA. RefSeq names its product palmitoyltransferase ZDHHC3. The record is from RefSeq and is a predicted model, not a curated record. Lineage: Eukaryota; Metazoa; Arthropoda; Insecta; Diptera; Drosophilidae. Gene Ontology annotation, molecular function: palmitoyltransferase activity.